AUGGCUCAGCAGUAUCCAACAUCAUCUGCCACCGGAACACCUCAUCAGUCCACACAGGUGUUCAGUCGACCAGCUGUAGUUGAUGAUAUUGGACCCGCCGCUGCGAUAUCGCCAGUACAGGAACGCGAUGGAAUCGAUGGACGAAACAGUUCAUUUGAAGAUAAACAGGUUGAGGUUAGCAGGUUUUCCUCGGAUGCUGAUAACGACAAGGGCCGCCUCCGAUCUUACAUAUCGGCCUUCUCGCUCAAACGCAGGGUGAACAAGCCGUCCCCCAAAACCCUGCGUGAAACGAGUGAGGGUACUGCCAGUCCCUCCACCCCCGGCGACCAAAGCCUCGGGGGAUCUCAUAAGCAUCGCUCAUGGUCAAACUCCAUGAAAAAGGGGUUCAAACGUGUUUUCAGCAGAUCCCAGCAUAUCGAUACCACCGAUGCCACCGAUGCCACUGCGCAGCCAUCACCACUCUCAGGUAGGUCAUAUGGCGUUGAACCGGUCGUGACAACCCCGUCCAAGGGAAACGUGGAAGUUGUCCCUCCUGGGGAUAGUCUGAAGGCACCCCCUCCUCUCCGGCCUCUUGUCCACUCAUCGACCAUGGCUAAUCUCCGUACAGUGCCUUCCGAGUAUCCCCGGCCUCUUGUUCGGUCAUCCACCACGGACAGUCUCUGUGAUUCCGAGCCGCACGUCACCAGCUGGGCUGAUUCAACCCUGACAAACACAGUCACUUCCCUCAAGCCGGAGCAUGGCGAAUCGCUUUCUUCAACCAGAGAGGACGAAACCCUCGAUCAACUACUGCCACCGCCACCUUCACGCGUAGUAAGCGAUACACAGAAUGAUCCUUCUUCUGCCCCAUUGUUCAAUCGCAAUAUGCAGGUUGACUGUCAGGACCUGUGCGCUGUGAUACAGCGUGAAAUCGACCGACACCAGCGGUCCUGGUCCAACGAGGCUCCGAUUGUCGGUAGGGUUCCAGAAGGCCGUGUGGUGCCACAGAUGCCAGCUUCACAUUCCCCGUAUGGCAGACACACUGAUCGUCUUGUUCCCAGUCAAGGAGCAGUAGUCUCGCCGGUUGAAAGCAACGAGGAUCCCGUUCUCCGUGUGGCUAUAGAUCCUCGCAUGCUUCCACCUCGCAUGCUUCCACAGAUGCCAACUUCACAUUCUCAGUAUGGCAGACGCACUGAUCGUCAUGUUCCAAGCCAAGAAGCAUCGGUCUCGCCAGCUGAAACCAACGAGACUCCAAACUUCGGUAGGGUUCCAGAGCGUCGUGUGGCCCCAGAGACGCCAGGCUCAGAACACUCUCAAUAUCGCAGACGCACUCUUCGUCAUGUUCCCAGCCAAGAAGCAUCAAUCUCGUCCGAGUCAUUCUCCACAGCGUCUGGGGAGCAGUCAAAUGCCCAAAAGUCUCAUCUGCGCCCGGCCAAACGCUUGACGGUUCGCCCCAGCGAGUCAUCUCCGCCAAGGACUCCACAAGAGAAGAGUGACACUCCCUUGGUUCCCCAUCUUCAAGACGCGACAAGGAACGCUGAUUCUCCAAGCGUUGAGUCUGGGAUCAGUAGUGUCGAUCCUUCGCCGAGGGCUAACAUUGUUGAUGAUGCUCUCCGUACACUCAUCAGUCGUCGUCAGCGAGAGUCGAGAAAUAGGAUCGCUCGAUUGAAUUACUAUCCCAGAGAUAGCAAUGGCCAUGUUCUGUUGGGAGAUGAGACGGGGGUUAGAGACAUUCGCAACGCCUUUCCUGUUCGACCUGGACGGAUGAGGAGGGAUUAUUCACCGAGUGUUUAUUCCCGAACAUACAGUGGCAUCGCUCUGCCAAGACCGGAUGUUGACAUCGACGGCGAGUCCCAAGAUGAAUCAGGGAUGGCAACCGUGUUUACCCAGCAGCGGAUGAACGUGUCACCCAGACCUGCCCCUCCGAAUUCAACCUCUGAGGAUUUUUUGAAAGCCAGUGAGGACUGGUAUCGAUGGUUGAGCUCGGAAGUCGGGAAGCUUGUCCAGACCAUGCCCCCGGGCGAGCAUAUCAGAGAAUAUGAACAUUUCCCGGAUGAGGAUGAGAAGUUCCAAGAGCAGGAUGAGCGGUUCCGAGAGCAGAAUGAGCAGUUGACAAACGUUGCGCGAGACGACGAUGUCAUCGCACCAGGCAACGAUGUGAUCUCUACAACUCUUACCCCGGCUGAGACUUCCAGCUUCACACCUCCAGCUCAUGUCCAUACUGAACAGCGGAGUUUGACACGCAAUUUCUCUUGGCUUUUCUCGCGCCCUUCGUCCGACAUGUCUGAGAAGAAAGAUUCAUCCGAAAACACGAUGGGUGAUGCCCACACACCCCACAGUGCUCCUGCCAGCAAUCCCGCCAUUCAUCCAGCUCUGAGACCUGCCAUGGAUCGCGCCGUCAAUCCCGCCCUCAAUUCCGCCACAGAAUCCGCGAGAGAUCACAAUAACUCUACCUCUCCUGCGUCCAACCACCACGCCUCUCUUGCAUCCGAUGAGUAUGCUUCUCUCGCAUCUAGUGGCCCGGUUUCUCCUUCAUCUGUCCUCCGUGCACGGCUGCAUAACCAAUCACCAAUGAGGCUGGGAUCUCAACCCCUGCAGCCUCCCGACUCACCAACGCCCAAGGCUGGUGACAGAAGGCGAGUGUUUUCAGAAUCACAGCGGAGCCGAUAUGCAGCUCGGCGGGCUGCCCUCACCCAGCCCCAGCCCAUGCAACAAGGGCCAUCUGUGAGCAAUGAAAACCACCGCGAUCAGGAGGCCACAGGGGUGUUGGAUCGCUUUAUGGAGAUCCGUGAACGGUGCGAGGAGGCCACUCCCUCCAAGGAGAACAAGAGCACGGUCUUUCCCAACUCCAAAGCGAUGGUUGAGGAAUUCCUGAAGCGUUCCCGGGAGCCACGGGAUCCCCCCACUGACAGCGAUGGAGACAUGGGAGGGUUGAUGUGA
Penicillium bovifimosum is the source of this 2916-nucleotide messenger RNA. RefSeq lists its product as uncharacterized. NCBI's taxonomy places the organism in Eukaryota, Fungi, Ascomycota, Eurotiomycetes, Eurotiales, Aspergillaceae. Bases 1 to 2916 code for a protein of 971 amino acids. The record is from RefSeq and is a predicted model, not a curated record. The transcript has 2 exons.